UCAGUUUCAAUCGAUAAACGAGGCCAAAUGCCCGUUGUACAAAAUGUAUUUAAAUAAAAUGUAUAUUUCCAUUGCUUUUCUAAUAUGCGUGAAAUUCGUUGUUUGUGAGGAGAAACCAGUAGUGGAUACCACACAUGGAAAGAUAAUGGGGAAAGUUUUGAAGACGCUCAUGGAUGUUAAUUAUUACGGGUUUAUGGGGAUACCAUAUGCAGUACCUCCUGUUGGUGAACUAAGAUUCAUGCCACCACAGCCUCUGGACCCUUGGGAAGGAGUUCUUAGAACGACCAAAGAAAAACCAGCCUGUAUUCAAUUCAACAACGAUGUUAAGAAAGGACAGUCUCUUGGGCAUUAUGGUUCAGAAGACUGUCUCUACCUCGAUGUAUUCACACCAGCUAUUGAUGAAGAAGAACGAGCAGUCAUCAUGUUUAUAUUCAACGAUCAUUUUCUUAACUCGUAUAAUAAAAGCAAGGACUACGCACCAGAUUUCUUUAUUGAAGAAGAUGUUGUGGUAGUCACUAUAAGCCAUAGACUAUCGGCUUUAGGAUUCUUAUCUUUAGAAGAUGAAAUUCUACCAGGUAAUGCUGGAUUAAAGGAUAUAGUGCAUGGAUUAGAAUGGGUUAAAGAUAAUAUAGAUAAGUUUGGUGGUGAUCCUAAAAGAAUCACUCUAAUGGGACUUCAAGGCGGUGCAGCCGCUAUAGAUUUACUUAUACACUCGAAAGCUAAGGAUCUGUUCAGUGGAGCCAUACUCCACAGUGGUACAUCAUGGACGUCUGCAUAUUUACAAGAAGAUGUCAAACAGAGGGCUUUCAGGCUUGGAGAACUAAUGAAUAGAACCUCAACUAACGGAGUCAAGCUUAUAUCUGAUCUCCAGGAAGUUGAAGCUGAGCAUUUGCUGUCGAAAGACUUGCACGCCAGUCCUUCAGAUUAUUUCAAAGCAACACAGAAGAGUGUUAUAUCAUUCGCUCCGAUUGUUGAACGACAGUCACAUGGUCUUUUAACAGAGUACCCAGAGGACUCAACAAGUAAGAUAGAUAUUCCCAUACUAAUAGGCUUUAACUCUCUAGAAGGAAUGGAAGCAAUGUUACAAUAUCUUGUAGAACCCAGAUUUUUGACCUUCCUCAGAAAAGAUUUCCCGUUACUGUUACCGAGACGCCUUAGGUUCAAAUUUAACCAUAUGGGUGACGUAUACGAUGAAGCCGCUAAAGAAAUCAAGGAUUUCUACUUCACCCGCGGUGAGAUAAAUUAUAAAAGUGCACCAGAUUUAAUUACUUUUAUGGGAGAUGCAUUGACCACCUACGCUAUGGACCAUACAGCAAAAACAUACUCGACCAGGUCAUUAAAACCCGUUUAUUACUAUCAUUUUGAUUAUAACAGUAUUCUUAAUGAAAAUUAUAAUAACUUAAUGAAGUAUGCUACUGUGAAAGAUGGUUUAGUAGGAGCCGCUACUGGAGAUGAAAUGUGUUAUCUAUUCAAAUGUCCUAACCUUAUAAAUGAAUAUAUUAACGUCGAAGAACAUUUGCCAGAAGAGAAAGCAAUUCAGAUGAGUAUGGUUAGGAUGUGGACUAACUUUGCUAAAUAUGGGAACCCGACACCAGGCGGCGACGAGAUGCUGAAAAACUUCAAAUGGCCUCCUUACACCCUUGAAAAUAAAGAGUAUCUCCACAUCGGCAAAACGUUGGAUAUCAAACGCGAUUUAUACAAAAACAGGUUCGACUUCUGGGACCAAUUUAUUGGAAAAUGGGAGCAAAAAGCUGUCGAUGGCAUUGUCACGGAUGCUGUAAAUAAUAAAGAUGAGUUAUGAUGAGAA
Messenger RNA from Trichoplusia ni (cabbage looper), 1807 nucleotides. RefSeq names its product venom carboxylesterase-6-like. The record is from RefSeq and is a predicted model, not a curated record. The transcript is spliced from 3 exons. Bases 44 to 1801 code for a protein of 585 amino acids. Lineage: Eukaryota; Metazoa; Arthropoda; Insecta; Lepidoptera; Noctuidae.